This is a messenger RNA of Octopus sinensis (East Asian common octopus), 462 nucleotides long. RefSeq lists its product as uncharacterized. The coding region runs from base 1 to 462 and encodes 153 amino acids. The record is from RefSeq and is a predicted model, not a curated record. The transcript has a single exon. Lineage: Eukaryota; Metazoa; Mollusca; Cephalopoda; Octopoda; Octopodidae.
AUGGGAAUUUGCACAGUUCCUUACUUAGCAAGCAUAUUCACCGAGAUGCUUGAUGAAGACUUAACAGUUGAUGUGGAUCAUUUGAAGCAUUUACAUAAUGAUAUGGAAAUUCGCUUCUCUGAUUUACUCCAAGUGACGGUGCCGCAGUGGCUUGUGGAUCCCUUCGUUGUUGAUUCAUCUGAAGUCGAUAUUGACAUACAAGAAAGAUUCAUUAAACUUCAACAUAAUACAGCGGUUCAAGCAAUGUUCAAGUAUGGAAGAUUCCAGAAGCUUUGCAUGAAUGAAGAGAUCUCUAAAAAGUACCCAUUACUCUGGAAAAACGCUAAGUUGUUUUUACUCACUUUCCCAUCUUAUUUAGUUGAGUCAGGUUUCAGUCGGAUGAUAUUUCUAUUGUCAAAGACUCGGAAUUUCCUUGACGUAGAACGAAGAGGAGAUUUACGCCUCUCACUGACGGCUUUGUAA